This is a messenger RNA of Cyphellophora attinorum, 4236 nucleotides long. RefSeq lists its product as uncharacterized. Lineage: Eukaryota; Fungi; Ascomycota; Eurotiomycetes; Chaetothyriales; Cyphellophoraceae. The record is from RefSeq and is a predicted model, not a curated record. Gene Ontology annotation, biological process: DNA damage response; protein polyubiquitination. The transcript has a single exon. The coding region runs from base 1 to 4236 and encodes 1411 amino acids. Gene Ontology annotation, cellular component: nucleus. Gene Ontology annotation, molecular function: ATP-dependent chromatin remodeler activity; ATP binding; metal ion binding.
AUGGACGACUCCCCUCCCUCCAAGAGGCGCAAGAUAGCUCGGUCGUCUGAGGCUACUGUUGCCACGCAUGUUCCACUAGUUCGCCAACGAUUUCAUGCGCGGCCGGUGGCUGAUGCCGACUAUGACAGCCUGCCGCUGGACACUGGUCUCGUCGUCCGAGACGUCGAGAUUGAAGGCAACGACGGCGUCGUCGUCUAUGUCAAGCGUCGGAAGACCCCUAAAACUGGAAAAGUGAUACUGUCUGGUCCCUCCGCCAAAAGAGGGUACAAGUUGUUGAAAGAUGCGCAGUCGCUGCCUUCAGCGAUAUCGAACGUCGAUACGCAGUUGUUACAAGCUUGUCACAGUGCAUCACUGUCGAAACAGGACGAUGAACUUGUCCUACAAGUCGAGCUACUCUGGUGCAACACUACCUCUCUGUGGGACAAACCCAGCGACAAUGCAAUGGAUAUUCUCAGUCGCUAUGUGCCGAAAUACAGAGGCAGUCCACCGCCAGCCCUUGAAGACUGGCAUCCUCGCGACUUCUACGAUAACCUUCACGUACCUCCUACCGACGCGAAUGUGCCGAAACGGAAGAUCAACCGUUGCCUCGCAACUCUCUACCCGUUCCAACGCCGGACUCUGCGGUGGAUGUUGCAGAAAGAGGUUGCUACAGUCCCAGCAGCCACCCUUUCACAAGGCUUCUUAGAUUCCACGGACGCUGACAUGCAACCAAUAUACGUCAACCACACUCUGGGCGUGGUGUCGACAAAUCUUGGUGCCGUGGCGGAAGCAUUUGCACCGCCUCGAGGUGGUAUACUAGCAGAAGAGAUGGGUCUCGGCAAGACUUUGGCGGUGAUAGCCACCGUGUGCUCUCAUCCACGGCCAGACAUGGAAGUGAAAUCGAAGGCUGGACAACCUCGCAAGUCAGCAGCAACUCUGAUCGUCACUCCGGUGACACUACUCGACCAAUGGAGAGAGGAAAUUGCGAUGCACUCAACACUCAAUGUUGUCGCCUAUGAAGGUAUUGCCACUGCCAGGGGCAAGAAAACGAGCUUCCAAGACCAUGUUGACACACUGGCCGAGGGCGAUAUCGUCCUUUGCAGCUACAAUACACUCUCCCGCGAGAUACACCAUGUCAACGCGAAGCCUGAUAGAUCUCGAAGGCAUCAACAGGUCUACGAGACACCCAAAAGCCCACUUACCGAAAUUUCAUGGUGGCGUGUUUGUCUCGAUGAAGCGCAAAUGGUAGAAAGUGGCGUUUCCAAUGCAGCGACGGUAGCUAGACAACUUCCUAGAGAGAUAGCCUGGGCUGUAACGGGCACGCCUCUUCGCCAAGGGCACAAAGAUCUGUUUGGACUUAUGCUGUUCCUCAACUUUCAGCCAUGGGGCUGGUCAGCUCGACUUUGGGAUCGUCUUAUCAGCUACCAUCGGCCAUUGUUCAAAUCUAUGAUCGGGACUAUUGCAAUCCGUCACACCAAGGACCUGAUUCGAGGAGAGUUGACACUUCCACCACAAAGCAGAAAUAUCGUCUCAUUGCCUUUCACAGCUAUUGAGGAACAGCACUAUGAUAAUUUGUUUGAUGAGAUGUGUAACGCAGUCGGUCUCCGAGCUGAUGGCUCCCCGCGAUCAGACGAUUGGGAUCCCGAAGAUCCCAGAAUAGUCGAAGAAAUGCGUCGGUGGCUCUCCCGACUAAGGCAAACCUGUCUGCAUCCCGAGGUUGGCGCCCGAAAUCGAAGAGCCCUUGGCCGCGGAGGUGGACCCCUACGGACGGUAGGCCAGGUGCUUGAUGUGAUGAUUGAUCAAGUUGACGGCACUUUGCACACUGAACAGCGCGCUGUGUUGAUGUCAAAGAUACGCCGAGGUCAGAUGCUUGAGAACGCCAAGCGCCCGAAAGAGGCGCUAGGACUGUGGAAUGCUGCAUACGACGAGGCCACCAGUAUCGUGAACGAAUGUCAGCAGCGAUUAAACAACGAACAGAAGCUAUACGAAGCAGCGAAAGCAGUACAGCAGAAGCAAGCAGAAAAUAGCGAUCAUGCCGACAAAGACGAAGAAGACGAGAGCGAUUCCGCGCUCCUCGCGCAUCGACAGAGAUUGAGAUCGGCUCUUGAGGUUCAGCAUAUCUGCAUCUUCUUCGCAGCAACGGCAUACUUCCAACUGAAAUCUGAUACGGCCAAUGUCGAACCGGAGAGCGAGGAAUUCCAUGCACUUGAGAAACGCGAGACCGAAGGGUACGAUAUCGCGAAACGUAUCCGCGGUCAAUUACUGGUAGAAGUACUGAAGAAAGCGAAUCCGCUCAUCCAGGCUGUGAGCGACAAAGCAAACGCACCUUUACCUGCCGCUCUCCAGGAAAUCGUACCGCAUGGGGAGUACUCUGGCAUCGAAACUCGAACGUUGUUCAACAAGUUCUACAGACUUUGCGAAGCCCUAAACGAACAAAGCAAGCACUAUCAGACCGUACGGUCUAAGAUGGUCGACUUUUUGAAAGGCACGCUGAUCGACGACGACACCGGCAUUGAACUUCAAGGCGACGAGUAUGAGGCCAGUACCAAGCACCAGGAUGAGCUCUACGUAUAUGUCGAAGCCCUACGCAUAUUAUUCGCUGAUCGAAAUGAAGCAUUGACGGGGCUCCAAAAUAUGCUGAUAACCCAUGAGGUCAAGGGCUUCCUACGCCAUGCUAGGGAGGGCGAGGGUCCUGCUCCUGACCUCAUGAUCAAGGCCCUCGCCGAACGCCUUAUGGUCCGCAUCGACACCGAAAAGCACGGCUCGCUCCGCGGGCUGGUAGCGGAGAUCAGGGCCCUUAUCGCGCAGUUGCCGGAGCACUCCUCAGAUCGUGCCCGCGCCGAGCGCCACAUCGCUGAACGUCUUCUGGAGGACGUCCAGAAAGUCGCGUCAAAUAUGUCCAAAGCCCUACCACAUCUUGAACAGGAAGUGACCCUCUUCACUGAUACCAUGAACAGUCGCCUCGGUUACUACGCUGCACUGCAGAAGAUCUCUGAUGCUGUUGCGCCCUAUGAGGAGGAAAGGAUUGGACAGCCACUCGAAGAAGCAAAAUUCAACGAUACCCUGGCUGGCGAGCAGAGAGCAAGCAUCAAGAUCUCGACCUCCAUGUCAAAGCGCCGCUACCUGCUGCAUCUGAAGGAUGAGUCGACCAAGUCCACACCUCGCAUCUGUACCAUUUGUCAGACAGAGUUUGAAAUCGGCACUCUUACUGUGUGUGGACACCAGUUCUGCAAGGAUUGCAUUCAGCUAUGGUGGAAGGAACGCAGGAAUUGUCCCGUAUGCAAGCGCCACUUGCGUCUCAACGACUUCCAUGACAUAACGUAUAAGCCGGCUGAGAUGACCGUGCAGCCCGAGUCACCUGCGUCCUCGUCGACCUCGAGGAACUCGACCGCAGGCCUCGAUGCCGGUCUCAAUCGUUCAAUUUACUCAGACGUCAGCACUGCGACGCUGAACGAGAUCAAGAACACCGAUCUUACAGGCGCCGCGUCCUUCGGGUCCAAAAUUGAUACCAUAUGUCGACACAUCAUCUGGCUUCGCGAACACGAUUAUGGUACCAAGUCUGUCAUCUUCAGCCAGUACCGCGACUUCCUUGACGUGCUCUCGAGAGCUUUCCGGCAACACAAUAUUCACCAUACGAGCUUUGAACAACCCAAAGGGAUCCAUAAUUUCAAGACCGAGCCAGGCAUAGAAUGCUUUCUGCUGCACGCCAAGAAUCAAUCGGCUGGCCUCAACCUGGUCUGUGCUUCUCAUGUCUUGCUUUGCGAGCCGCUGCUGGCUACAGCAGUUGAGCUACAAGCUAUAGCACGAGUCCACCGUAUCGGUCAGCACCAGGCGACGACAGUGUGGAUGUAUAUUAUUGGCGGUACCGUUGAGGAGAGUAUCUACAACUUAAGCGUGGCAAAGCGGCUCGAACACAUCAAGCGCAAUGUCAAGAAAGUCGGCAAGGCAAAAGCUGAUGGGAGCUUGGAUUCUUCGGGAGCUGCGACACCAAAGUUGGGUGAGAAUCUGAUCGAUGCGGCUAAUAGCCUGGAACUGCAAGAUGCCGAUAUGAAGAAAUUGUUGACGACAGGCAAGACCGGCGGCGAGUUCGUCGACAAGGGUGAUCUGUGGCAGUGUCUGUUCGGGAAGACGAGGAGGAAGGAACGAGUCAUGCAUAGUGCUAAUGACAAGCCUGCGGACGAGGAAGGCGCUGGUGGUGAGAUUGGGCGGUUCUUGAGAGCUGAAGCUGCUGAGAGCAGAGCUGCUUCCAAUGAUUGA